Messenger RNA from Trichoderma asperellum CBS 433.97, 1902 nucleotides. RefSeq lists its product as uncharacterized. Lineage: Eukaryota; Fungi; Ascomycota; Sordariomycetes; Hypocreales; Hypocreaceae. The record is from RefSeq and is a predicted model, not a curated record.
UUGUCCGCUAUGGAGACCGAUAACAAAGAGUCAAUUAUCGAUUACCAGUAUAAGGCACUAAAAGAUGGCAAAUCGAUCCGACUUCUGUACUUGCAUACAUCUAGUUCAUAUCACCAGCUGCCUAUCGAAGUCUCCCUUUGCGAAUUCCCUAUCGAUGCCUGUCCAAGCUUUGGCGCACUGUCUUAUGCAUGGUCAAUCGACGAUGACCCUGCUCCAUCAGAUCGAGAGUUGCUCUGCGACGGGGCGUCCAUUAAGAUAACCAAAAACUGUGAGGCCGCACUGAAGAGAUUACGGCGGCCAAAGCAAGACCAAAUACUUUGGGUUGAUGCGGUUUGUAUCAACCAAGCCGAUCUUGAAGAACGGAGUCUCCAAGUUCGCUUGAUGCGUCAGAUCUAUACCCAGGCGUCUUGGGUCGCUCUGUGGGUUGGCGACGCGUCUACAGCCGUUGACGAGGAGUCUGGCUUGCCGCUUUCGGAUCUGGGGAUGGACUUUAUCCACGACUUUGCAGUCGAGAUUGCGGAACGAACGAAUUCAGGGCAGGCUCUAAAUGAAGGACCUCUUUAUCAAGAGUUUAUAAAAGACCGAAGGGCAUUCCAAUAUUCUGAAAGCGAAGUCUUCGCUCCCCGAGUGCGCGGCGUCUGGGAUGUCUUUCACCGGAAUUGGUGGAAAAGAUUAUGGGUUAUUCAAGAAGUUGCUUUGGCCACAGAUCCAACGUUAUUAUGUGGCUUAAAAGCAGAGACUUUCCACAAUCUCAAAAUUGUUAUCAAGGCCCUGAUCAGAUCUGAGCAGCCGGUCGACGUGAUGGAGUUUAACAGCCUCUUCAUCGCACACACGUUUCAUCAGUUUCAUGUAAGACACAUGAUUGAAACUGGUACAAUGGGCAAGAUAUCACCACCUGGGAUAAAAGCGCUCGAUAUUCUAAACGCCACCCGCAAUACGCAGGCUUCGGAUCCCCGCGACAAGAUAUACGGUAUCCUUGGCUUUUUUGGCCCUCCAGCAACGGAUACUGAGAAUAUUUUCCCAGAUCCAGAUUACACAAAGCCGGCUGCAGAGCUUUAUGCUGAUGUCUCGCGAGCCAUAAUACUCAACACAAAGAAUUUGGAUGUCUUGAGCUCAUGUUAUGGCUUCUUUAAGUCAACGGUUCCUGAUCUGCCAUCGUGGGUGGCAUCUUGGAACGACACUCCUGUGCAGUAUUUUGAUGGGAAAAUCUUCAACGCAGCAGGCUCCUCCACUGUUGUCUACGAAGAUUGCGGCGACAAGCUUCUCAUGCGAAUAAAGGGCAGGCACGUUGACUCCGUGAAACUCGCAGGUCAGAUACCGGACUCCAUAGGAUAUAGCAACGAGGCAUGCAUCGAGCUAUGGCGCUACUGGUGGAAAUUUGCCUCUACAUUAGAUUCCUAUCCAACUGGAGAGACUGUUACCGACGUAUUUAAAGAUACGCUUUGCUGGGGAAGCCAUUUAGAUUAUAGCCGACAGCAACUUGGAGAAAACAAAGAGAGCUUUAACGCUUGGCUUGAAAUCCUGACUGGAACAGAUGACACGGAUAUAGCCGCUAAGCGUAUUUUCAACGACGGAGAGCCGUUCAAGUAUGCUCAUAGGGCUACUUCAGUUACUUGGGGGCGUAAUAUGAGCAUAACUAAUAAAGGGUAUCUAGCUAUGGUGCCCAUAAUAACAAAAGCUGACGACAAGAUUGUGAUUUUUCAGGGAUCCAAGCUGCCGUUUAUUGUACGAACCGAAGACGGCACGUCCAAGCUUGGGGGACCUUGCUACGUGCGUGGUAUGAUGGACGGGGAGUUUGCUACUGAGGAAGACGCAGGUGCCAUGGAUGAAUUAGAAUGGUUUACGUUGAAGUAGCAAACUAUUAGUCUUGCUGGGCAAUACUACAAAAUAACGACAUGAACC